GCAACGUGGGCGGCGACGAGCAACGAGCGACAACGGGUAAUAGGAUGGACUACGCCUACAAUGCCCUCGACCGGGGCUACAUUCCCGACUUUGUCCUCCGCCGGGCCAUCCGCGCCCUCAAUGCGCAACGAAUCGGCUCGCUGCCGUCGCCCGCCUUUCCGGCGUCGUAUGAGAAAUACAUCGCGCACAAGCUCGACUAUGUGCAGUCGCUGAAGCAGCGCGAAAUUGCAAUCGACCAGGACAAGGCCAACGAGCAGCACUACGAGGUCGACACGGGCUUCAUGAUGAGCUGCCUGGGCGCGAGGGCAAAGUACAGCUGCUGCUUGUACCCCACGGGCAAGGAGACGCUCGACGAGGCAGAGGUCCUGAUGCUCAACUCGUACUGCGAAAAGGCCAUGCUGCGCGAUGGUCUCGACAUUCUCGAUCUCGGCUGCGGUUGGGGCUCGCUCUGCCUCUUUCUGGCGGAAAAGUACCCAAACUCGCGCAUCAAGGCGCUGAGCAACAGCCGGACACAGAAGCUGCACAUUGACUCCAUCGCAAAGCAAAAGGGCUUCUCCAACCUCGAGGUCUUUACCGGCGACGUAAAGACGUACGACUUUCCCUCGGACAUCCGCUUCGAUCGCAUCCUGUCCAUCGAGAUGUUUGAGCACAUGAAGAAUUACUCGGCCCUCUUUGCCAAGGUCUCGUCCUGGCUCCGCUCGGCAAAGGACAAUAGCCUCAAGGACGACAAGUCGCUCCUCUUCAUCCACAUCUUCUGCCACCGCACCACCCCGUACCACUUUGAGGAGGGCGACGGCUGGAUGCAAAAGCACUUUUUCACCGGAGGCACCAUGCCGUGCCACGACCUCUUUCUCCACUUCCAGCAGGACGUCGUCCUCGAAAACAUGUGGUGGCUCAACGGCAACCACUAUGCGCGGACGUGCGAGGACUGGCUCAAGAAGCAGGACGCCGGCAACGCGCGGGGCCAGUCGGUGGUCAAGCUGCGCCAGGAUGCCAAGAAAAAGGCAAACGACGAGCUUGAGGGCGAAAAGACCUUCUACCGCUUCCGCGUCUUCUACCUCGCCUGUGCCGAGUUCUUUGCCACUCACGGCGGUGAGGAAUGGGGCGUGGGACACUAUCUCUUCUCCAAGCGCGAGUGAAGCAGCGAACAGCCCUCUUGUGUCAAUAAUGAAGGUUGCUUAAGUCUAAUGAGAUUAGUUAUGGGCAUGCGAAAUACUACAUGAAAGAUCGAUGUGAUGGCCUCUACCCCAAAUGAUGAGAACCC
Messenger RNA from Acaromyces ingoldii, 1264 nucleotides. RefSeq names its product S-adenosyl-L-methionine-dependent methyltransferase. NCBI's taxonomy places the organism in Eukaryota, Fungi, Basidiomycota, Exobasidiomycetes, Exobasidiales, Cryptobasidiaceae. The record is from RefSeq and is a predicted model, not a curated record. Bases 45 to 1139 code for a protein of 364 amino acids. The transcript has 3 exons.